CAGCUGCUGGGGGGAGGGACAGCAGCCAGGGAGGAGUACGGAUACAUCGUCACCAACCAGAGUCCUCUCAGUCUGUAUGAGGGAGUGAAACUACUGGAGCUACUGGCAGAGAGAAUCCACCUGACUACCAGAAGCUUCAUCAACAUCAGUGUUGUGGGUCCGGCCCUGACGUUCAGGAUCAGACAGAACCCUCAGAACAUGAGUGCAGAGGACGUGGCUGGGAAGACUGUGUCUGAGAAGACCUUUCUGGAGUCUGAGACAGGACUGAAGAUCCUGCAGACUGGUGUGGGAGAGAGGAGCGAGGGUGAUGGGCUGCCCCAUGCCACGCGGGUGAAGGAGGGCUCCAGUGGGCUGGUACUGGCGCUGGUGUCCAUGGCGUGUGUGGGCGGGGUGGUGGUGGUGGCGCUGACCAUCGCCUGUCUCAGACACCACACUCAGCAGCUGGCCUCAGGGAAACUGGGCCUCGGACCCGAGGGAGGACCAGAGACACACUUUGACUACCAGGAGCUCUGCAGGCAGCACAUGGCAGCCAAGACGUCGUUCAGUCGUCAGGAGGCGGUGGGUGUGGGAGCGGGGGGCCGGAGGGGGACGGACACGUCCAGGGUGAGCAGUGUGUCGUCCCAGUUCAGCGACGGACCCCAACACAGCCCCUCCUCACACAGCAGUACACCCUCCUGGAGCGAAGAGCCCGCCCAGUCAAAGAUGGACAUCUCUACUGGUCACAUGAUACUGGCCUAUAUGGAGGACCAUCUGAAGAAUAAGGACCGUCUGCUGAAGGAGUGGGAGGCUCUGUGCUCCUACCAGGCUGAACCCAGUGCUGCUACAGUAGCACAGAGUGAACCCCACCUGGAGAAGAACCGCUGCCCUGACUCUCUGCCCUAUGAUCACUCCCGUGUAAAACUGAAGGCAGAGAGCAACUCCACCAAGGAAGACUACAUUAACGCCAGCACCAUAAUUGACCACGACCCUCGACUGCCUGCUUACAUCGCCACCCAGGGACCACUGGCACACACCAUCGCUGACUUCUGGCAGAUGGUGUGGGAGAAUGGAUGCACAGUGAUAGUGAUGAUGACUGCCCUGGUUGAGGACGGAGACACUCAGUGUGUUCGCUACUGGCCUGACGAGGGAUCCUCCCUCUACCACAUCUACGAGGUGAACUUGGUCUCUGAACACAUCUGGUGUAAGGACUUCCUGGUUCGUAGUUUCUACCUGAAGAACGUGCAGACCCAGGAGACUCGUACCCUGACACAGUUUCACCUGCUCAGCUGGCCCGCCAAUGGAAUCCCCACCUCCACACGCCCUCUGCUGGACUUCCGCAGGAAGGUGAAUAGGUGUUACAGAGGCCGAUCCUGCCCCAUCAUCGUCCACUGCAGUGACGGCACUGGCAGAACUGGAACCUACAUCCUUAUUGACAUGGUCCUCAAUCGCAUGGCUAAGGGUGUGAAGGAGAUUGACAUUGCUGCGACAUUGGAACACAUUCGAGACCAGAGACCGAGCUUAGUGCACACCAAGGACCAGUUUGAGUUUGCCCUGACCGCUGUGGCUGAAGAGGUCAAUGCCAUCCUCAAGGCUCUGCCACAGUGAACCCUGCUAUAUCUACCACCUCAACCACCGGUGCCACCUGUGCCAACAACCAGGGAGGAACUACAUUUCCCAGAGUGCAUUGCUAUUACUGAAGCCUGGUUUGUGCUGUCUCGCCAACUCCUGUAGUCAUUGUCACACCAAGAUCAGCACAAACAGAUCUGGGACCAGGCUUCUGUUAUUAUGCUUUCAUAACUAAAUUAAAUGUGGUUUCAAAGAAUUCUGUAUAUUAUUCAGAUCAGACAAGAACACUUCAAAUGUACGGUAAGGACCCCCUUUACAGUGUCUUGUCAUUGGAUUGUAUGUUGAGAUCUGCCUCUAAAAUACUGUGACUUGAUACUGUAACAUUUCUCCUUUCUCACUCUGAUCCUCAGUCUCAGACACGUCUCACUACAAUUACCAUCUGCUGUCAUUGAGGUGUUGUAUUACCAUGUUCCCUCCUGCUCUGCUGUCAUGGAGAUGUUGUAUUACCAUGUUCCCUCCUGCUCUGCUGUCAUGGAGAUGUUGUAUUACCAUGUUCCCUCCUGCUCUGCUGUCAUGGAGAUGUUGCAUUACCAUGUUCCCUCCUGAUCUGCUGUCAUGGAGAUGUUGCAUUACCAUGUUCCCUCCUGAUCUGCUGUCAUGGAGAUGUUGCAUUACCAUGUUCCCUCCUGAUCUGCUGUCAUGGAGAUGUUGCAUUACCAUGUUCCCUCCUGAUCUGCUGUCAUGGAGAUGUUGUAUUACCAUGUUCCCUCCUGAUCUGCUGUCAUGGAGAUGUUGUAUUACCAUGUUCCCUCCUGCUCUGCUGUCAUGGAGAUGUUGCAUUACCAUGUUCCCUCCUGAUCUGCUGUCGUGGAGAUGUUGUAUUACCAUGUUCCCUCCUGAUCUGCUGUCGUGGAGAUGUUGCAUUACCAUGUUCCCUCCUGCUCUGCUGUCAUGGAGAUGUUGCAUUACCAUGUUCCCUCCUGCUCUGCUGUCAUGGAGAUGUUGUAUUACCAUGUUCCCUCCUGCUCUGCUGUCAUGGAGAUGUUGAAUUACCAUGUUCCCUGCUGUCAUGGAGAUGUUGAAUUACCAUGUUCCCUGCUGUCAUGGAGAUGUUGUAUUACCAUGUUCCCUGCUGUCGUGGAGAUGUUGUAAAACCAGUCAUUGUACUCCAGUAGGUAUCCAUCCAUAUCGCAUAACAGCAUGAGGCCCGUGGCUCAUACACUUUUUUUAUGCAAGAAGACAGAGACCCUGACUAUGGCGAGGGUGAAGUGAGUGACAUUCUAGUGUAUCAUACGAUCCACCAGUUUCUCUAAGGGGCUGGUGUUUGCCUCUAACAUGAUUGUCUGUUAUUCAACUGGAACUAUAAACCCAUUGCUUUAUUUAUAUUCAUGUUGUCAUGGGACUAUUACUGUAUACUGACUACCUGAAUCAUAUAUAUAUAUAUAUAUAUAUAUAUAUAUAUUAGUGUCUUCAGUGUUACUGUAAAACCUCUGUUAUUAUUGUAAAUAAUUCACCUCAUUAUUUCUUAAAUGUUUAUUAAUGUAGCAAACGUAGAAAACAACUAUAAAAAUAUUUUUAACUCAAUGUAUGUAAUUAAAUCUCUAUUGUGAUGUGGUGC
This is a messenger RNA of Coregonus clupeaformis (lake whitefish), 3163 nucleotides long. Its product is annotated as receptor-type tyrosine-protein phosphatase-like N. NCBI's taxonomy places the organism in Eukaryota, Metazoa, Chordata, Actinopteri, Salmoniformes, Salmonidae. Gene Ontology annotation, cellular component: secretory granule. Gene Ontology annotation, biological process: protein dephosphorylation. The annotation marks the transcript as partial. The transcript has 15 exons. Gene Ontology annotation, molecular function: protein tyrosine phosphatase activity. The record is from RefSeq and is a predicted model, not a curated record.